Suillus subaureus is the source of this 282-nucleotide messenger RNA. RefSeq lists its product as uncharacterized. NCBI's taxonomy places the organism in Eukaryota, Fungi, Basidiomycota, Agaricomycetes, Boletales, Suillaceae. The record is from RefSeq and is a predicted model, not a curated record. The coding region runs from base 52 to 228 and encodes 58 amino acids. The transcript has a single exon.
CACAUAAUCGUCUCUCUAGUCCGCACCCAGGGUGUAGGGUUCUUGACGAACAUGCGCAGGAUGAACGUCAUGCUGACACGAUGCAAAAUGAGCAUGAUCAUUUGCACGAACCGUGAUUUCGUGACGAAGGGUAAAGCAGCAGACACGCUAGUCGGGCAGCUUGCCCUUACCGUGGACCCUGAUGCCUGGUUGGACAGUCAUGAUAUAGUCAAUGGUAUCUUAAGGUGAUUUGGACUAUUUACCUCGCACUUCUUGGUUGGGUUUUGCAACUUUCUUGUCGCA